AUGUGCCCGUCCGGCAGGACCCUCGUGGCGGGGAUGGGGAGCGCGGCGCCGGAGCUGAAAUCGGCGUUCGACGUUCUCGACGCCGACCGCGACGGAAAGAUCAGCAGGGACGACCUCCGCCGGUUCUACGCCGGGUUCACCAACUCCGGCGAGGAGGAGGAAGAUAUGAUCGGGACGAUGAUGUCCGUCGCCGAUUCCGACAAGGACGGGUUCGUGGGGUACGAGGAAUUCGAGCGCGUCCUGGGAGGGAAUCAGAAGAGGGAGAUUUCUUCUUCUUCUUCUUCUUCUUCCUCGUCGUCGGCGGCGGGGGCAGUGAUGGCAGACGUGUUCAGGGCGAUGGACAAAGACGGGGACGGGAAGUUGAGCCACGGCGAUUUGAAGAGCUACAUGCACUCCGCUGGGUUUGACGCCAGCGACGAUGACAUCAGGGCGAUGAUCAGGCUUGGCGCAGGCGGCGGGGGAGAGAACGACGCCGUUUCGUUCGAGGAUUUGCUUAGGAUUCUGGCUGUUGAAUGUUGA
Molecule: messenger RNA, 519 nt
Organism: Linum tenue
Lineage: Eukaryota; Viridiplantae; Streptophyta; Magnoliopsida; Malpighiales; Linaceae
Source: the annotation of a GenBank genome assembly